Messenger RNA from Magnolia sinica, 859 nucleotides. Its product is annotated as ubiquitin-conjugating enzyme E2 2-like. The transcript has 5 exons. The record is from RefSeq and is a predicted model, not a curated record. The coding region runs from base 127 to 585 and encodes 152 amino acids. Gene Ontology annotation, biological process: protein polyubiquitination; proteasome-mediated ubiquitin-dependent protein catabolic process; DNA repair. Gene Ontology annotation, molecular function: ubiquitin conjugating enzyme activity. Lineage: Eukaryota; Viridiplantae; Streptophyta; Magnoliopsida; Magnoliales; Magnoliaceae.
AUCUUUGAAAGCCCCCAAUCUCCCUAUUUUUUCUUUUGCCUCUCAAGUCCAUCUCGUCUGUCUGAUCUUUGAUUUUCCGAUCGGAGGCGUUAGAUUUCCCGCGGGGAAUCCGUGACGCCUCCGGUAAUGUCGACGCCGGCGAGGAAGAGGCUGAUGAGGGAUUUCAAGAGGCUGCAGCAAGAUCCGCCAGCUGGUAUCAGCGGAGCGCCUCAAGACAACAACAUCAUGCUCUGGAAUGCUGUCAUCUUUGGGCCCGAUGAUACACAUUGGGAUGGAGGUACGUUUAGGAUGACACUGCAGUGUUCAGAGGAUUAUCCUAAUAAGCCUCCAACCGUUCGAUUUGUCUCGCGAAUGUUCCAUCCAAACAUCUAUGCAGACGGAAGCAUUUGUUUGGAUAUCUUACAGAAUCAGUGGAGUCCUAUAUAUGAUGUUGCAGCUAUAUUGACUUCUAUCCAGUCCCUCCUCUGCGAUCCCAAUCCGAACUCCCCUGCGAAUUCUGAGGCUGCCCGCAUGUUCAGCGAGAACAAGCGGGAGUACAAUCGAAGAGUGCGUGACAUAGUGGAGCAGAGCUGGACAGCAGACUAAUAGGUUCAACCCCCAUCCAUCCAUCUUUUACUUUCUCUGCUCAAACAAAUGGUAGAAGACAAUGGAGGGAUUUGGAGUGGGGGGAUUCUGUUUACCGAUUUUAAUGGAUAUGACAUGUAUGAAUUGUUGUUUGAGGAUUUGGUACUUUGUUUCCUCCCGAAGUUGGUGCUCAUGUAAUAUUAUCUGCCAUGUAUCUCUUACUUUGCAUGGUGUGUAUAAAAAGGGACUAGUGAUAGCAUGCAGGAACUUCAAACACAGAUUGUCUGUAUAAGAA